Molecule: messenger RNA, 1705 nt
Organism: Carassius auratus (goldfish)
Lineage: Eukaryota; Metazoa; Chordata; Actinopteri; Cypriniformes; Cyprinidae
Gene: alyref
Product: Aly/REF export factor
Exons: 6
Coding region: 602-1405 (267 amino acids)
Biological process (GO): mRNA export from nucleus
Cellular component (GO): nucleus
Molecular function (GO): mRNA binding
Source: RefSeq, a predicted model, not a curated record
GAAAGUGGAGAAAAUCACGGGCUUUGAUCCGCACGCCCGGGUGAAGCCCGGUUUAAUCUUUCUAGGCUGCCAGAAAACAUGGCAGCUAGCUGGUCCCUGGAGCUUCUCUGGGAGUGUAUCUCUUUAGAUAUGUAUUGUGCUUAAUGUGUUCUCUCCCUAAACCCUUUGUCUUGCCAUCCGUGAGCGCGUCAAGCAACGCGCGUCUGGAGCAGCGCGUGGAUCUCCUGCUGUAUUGCGGCCGUCGACGCCAUCUUGGAGACGGCUGUUCCUUUCAUUGAGCCCGAGCUGUCUUUGUGUUCGACGCCGUCCAGCGCACGUCCCCACGCGGGCUGCGUCUCGUGUUUCUGAAGAGUCUGAGCUAGUGUUUGUGAGCUGAAGCCCUGCUUUAGGAGGCCCUUCGUCCUGCGCUGGAGCUCCGCUUUUGUUUGGGAGGGGUUUCGCGGUCUCCAAAUAUCCUUGAGCGCAGAAAUAUUGAUGUAGUGUUGGAGCCGCACAGGAUAAACGAACUAUGGCCACCUCUGUCCAUCGAUUAUGGAGAAUCCCCUUGCUGAUAACGUCUAGUUAGAGUUCAGUGAGGCCAGUGUUUAUGUAACGCGUCAAAAUGGCGUGGGCUCAAAAUGGACGCUCCGCUUCAGAUGCCAGGCUUGGACACUGUGAUGGCCUCGUUUUAACCACCAUUUUUGGACUUUGCCGUGCUCCUUCUCACCGGAGAGCAGCGGAACACCCCUCUCCAGCUCCUGGAGGCCUGCUGGGAUUCAUUGGAGUGAACGGCAAGAGACUCUGGGGUUUCUGGUGGCUAAUUAGCUUUCUACCAACGAGGCCCAAGCAGCUCCCAGACAAGUGGCAGCAUGACCUGUUCGACAACGGCUACAGUGUGAGCGCUGGCGGUGGAGGCGGGGGUGCAGCCGGCGGUGUGGAAACCGGAGGAAAGCUCCUCGUGUCCAAUCUCGACUUCGGCGUCUCUGACGCAGAUAUUCAGGAACUGUUUGCUGAAUUUGGCACUUUGAAGAAAGCAGCAGUACAUUACGAUCGGUCGGGACGCAGCCUCGGCACUGCAGACGUUCACUUUGAGAGGAAAGCAGACGCUCUGAAAGCCAUGAAGCAGUACAACGGUGUCCCCCUUGAUGGUCGUCCAAUGAACAUUCAGCUUGUUACCUCACAGAUCGACGCACAGAGGCGGACUCCAAUGCAGGGUCUAAAUCGUGGAGGUGGUGGCAUGAACCGAAACAGAAUUGGGGGCUUUGGCGCACCGAGAGGUCGCGGGGGACGUGGUGGUGGUGGAGGAGGAGCCAGAGGUCGGGGGCGAGGGGGUCGAGGAGGCGGCGGCGGCAGCAAACAGCAGCUCUCUGCCGAAGAACUGGACGCCCAGCUAGAUGCCUAUAACGCCAGGAUGGAUACCAGCUAAACGUGUGGUGUCGAGCUGCGUUCCCCCCAUGUUCUGACACGGGAGAGGGGUCAUCGUUGUAAUAGCAUUGAACAUGCCGGAUGUUUUACACUCGUGUCUUCAGAAGUGAUUUAAAUUUGUGCAUCAGCUUCGUUCUCCUUUUAAAAUGUUCGUGUUUUUUACCUACUUUGUUUUAUUUUUGGUUUCCUUUUUUGAGAAAAACCUGGUUGGACUGUAGGAUUUAAGGGAUGGUCUCAUCUUGACCAUCCUUGUGUAGAUCAUUGAAAUUAAAAAAAAAACCUGCAGUGUUUAGUAACCACA